UCCGAUCUAUCAAGUGUAACAUGAGCGUUAUAAUUAGUGAUGCUGCAAAACUCUGUUAGUGGUGAAGAUGAAUAUUUUUGUAAUUUUGCUAAUAUGUUACGGAGUAUGUUCAACAGAAUCUCACUUCGGUAUACCAGAGGAACUCCAAGAAUGUUAUAUGAAUAAUAGCAUGCAAAAUUUCCAUCUUCCUAUGAAUAUGCGGGUGUUAUUAGACAUCAUCCGCAAAGCGGAAAAAGAUUCUUACGCCACGAUGGACAUAAGAGCGAUGUCGUCGUCCUUAUUGCAUAGAUUUAAAUUCGAUGGCGUUGAACACUAUGAAAAUAUAGAGCCACGCGACGGAGUGCUUCCCUUUGGGCUAUCUGGAAAGCAAAAUAUAAGAAAUAGAUUGGUAAAAGCACUGGACCCAGGAAAACCGGAUAUUUUCCCAUUUGACGCACUUACAGCAAUAGAACGAUGUACCUUACAUCUUGCUAUAUCAAAUACGAUAAUGAAAGAAAGUUCACGUAAUACGGAUUCACUAUGUGAAGAAAUAGGACAAAAGCUAACAACUAAAUCCAUAUUUCCCGAUCUUUGGAACUGUCCGAAAGAAUACGGAGUGAUUCUUACGCCAUAUGGAACUAUCGCCCCAGGUGCCAUCAUAGGAGCUAUCGCAGCUUCACUUCAGCGUCAAAAUAUCCCCUUAGUUCAAAUAUAUAAUAUUACUGAAAGACCUAGUACAGAUAGCAUGGAUUAUGCAGAACAAGUUGAUUUUAUUUUGCCGAGAAGCGAGAUGAUACACGCCAAAUCAAUGUCGUAUCUUUCUUUUCUCGGAUUAAAUAUCAAUUUGGAUAAUGUAUGGCUAACUACAAUUGCGGGUGAUUUAGGAGAAAUGGUAAUAUAUCAAGGACCUGUGUUAGGUGCUAAUAUGGAACUUGGAGCUGCUGGGUUUUGGAAUAAUACUAUGCGUCCUCACGAUUAUUAUUUAAAAAGUAGUAAAAACAGCUAUCUUGAUGCCACUCGUGCUGAGAUAAUUGGCGAUAUCGAUGGUCUUAUUAUUGCGAGUCACAUGGAAAGUUGGGUGAAUGACUUUAAUAGUCUCCGUUUAAGUCAGAUUCUUGAUAUUUAUUAUUCGGACGAAGGUAUAACUAUACAUGACGAAAACGUAAAAGUUUGCAACAGAAAGGACGCUUUCUCAGACGCUGUACCGAAGACAGUUUUGUAUCAACAGACAUACGCUGCAUCCGAUGUCUUGACCUAUUACAACAGCAUCAAAUUCACAUCGCCGGAAGUAUUUAAACAAAUGGUUGAUUAUGCAGUUGAUAAGUUUUCCGUUUAUACAAACAGUUAUCUGUUGACAGAAUCUCUCUGCAGAGAUAGAAAACCUUGUCCACAAGUAGAAACAUUAAUCGCAUUCGAUGGUGCUUGGACUGCAGAACAUACAAUGGAUUUUUUCGCCACAUUAAUAGAUGAUUUGGACGUAUCGAUGUAUGGCUCAAAAAUGGGUAUUUUACACGGUACAUCUGGGCAAUGGUUGCUUAACGUAACGGAUAGUCCUAGUCUUGCCUAUUAUGCUGUAUCUAAUUUCACGAAGAUUUCAUGGCCCACGCAUUUAAAUCUUUUGGUGACCAUGAAUGCAGUAUAUAAUUAUUUGAAUAAAACAUGGGAAACCAAAGGGCAGCAACACGUAAUAGGAAGUUUGGGACAAGUGGUCCUAAUAUUAGCUCCAUCAACUCAAAUAUCUGAAAUAGAACAACACACAAUUUUAAAGUUAUUGCGAGAAAUUAAGUAUCAUCAUCCUGACGUAAAGAUUUUAUAUUACGUGUCGAAAGACCAUUCUAAUUCUUUCCAACCAUUCAUAUUAUCAGAGCAUGAUCGCCUAAUAGUUAGUCCUUAUAUUGAAACCAUUGAUAAAUUUUUAUUAACAGUGCCACGAAUUCUAAGACCAGUACCAGAAUUUGCAACUAACUCCUCAAUAUUUAAAGGUGAAAUGGAGGACUACAUAAGUCCCUCCAAAUCAAUCACAUACAUGUUGCAUUCGCAACAUAUUCACACAAAGAAAACAACAAUCACAGUUCAUAAUUUUGGUUAUGGAACAAUAAAUGCUUGUUCGUGGAAACAAUUUAAAAUAGGCAACAAUCAGGAACAUAUGACAUGUCAAAAUCUUGAUUUACACCAAGAAAUUGAUAUAGUUGACGACUUUAUAUGCACAGAUGUAGGCUGUCCUUACAUAUAUCUCCGUAUACAUAAUGCUACCUCUCAUAAAAAAUGUGCAGAAAUAGAAUGCAGAUCACCAGAUCAUAUAAGAUAUAUUAUAAGGAUGCAAAGUAAUGAAAAUUCAGCAAACAAAAUAUUUGUAAAUAUAUUCAUAAUAUUAUUGGUACAAGUAGUUGUAUGUAAUAUUUAAUAAUUAUAUAAAUUAUGGAUUUCGUUAAUAAAA
Odontomachus brunneus is the source of this 2416-nucleotide messenger RNA. RefSeq lists its product as uncharacterized. The record is from RefSeq and is a predicted model, not a curated record. The transcript has 15 exons. Bases 68 to 2383 code for a protein of 771 amino acids. NCBI's taxonomy places the organism in Eukaryota, Metazoa, Arthropoda, Insecta, Hymenoptera, Formicidae.